Messenger RNA from Haemonchus placei, 267 nucleotides. The record is from the annotation of a GenBank genome assembly. Lineage: Eukaryota; Metazoa; Nematoda; Chromadorea; Rhabditida; Trichostrongylidae.
AUGAAUCUACUUUUGAUGUGUCUCCUUCUGGCUGUCGUAUCUGACGUCGUAGUCAGCGCUGUCUAUCUCACCACCUGUGCCAGAAUGGAUGUUCCAGUACUGGCGAAAGCCGCUAGAGCUGCCUGUAUAACAUCGUGCAGCGUACAGAACUGCGGCACUGGCUAUUGCGAGAAUCGUCGCGGCCGGAAAACCUGUGUAUGUUCCCGAUGUGCCAACGGUGGGAAUGUUCCUCUUGAUCUUUUGAUGAAAAAGAGGGGAAAGAAAUAA